AUGCGAUCACAAGAAGGGAUGGAACCGUCUGUCCCGGUUCUCGUUCAGGACAAGCUUCAGUCCCUUGCGCGAAAAAACUCCGAGGUCGGAUUGGGUAUUCAGGCCCACCUGGGCCUCGUUGAUGAUGUCGGUCAAGCUUCUAUCGAUAGGACUCGUCGAUCAACGCCCAGCGGGAUUCUGGGAGCUUGGAUCCUGGGAGCUUGGGUAUUGGGGAUCAGGGAUCAGAAUGACACGAAGCCGGAGUGGCUAAUGGACUGUUGGUGA
Molecule: messenger RNA, 264 nt
Organism: Penicillium verhagenii
Lineage: Eukaryota; Fungi; Ascomycota; Eurotiomycetes; Eurotiales; Aspergillaceae
Exons: 2
Coding region: 1-264 (87 amino acids)
Source: RefSeq, a predicted model, not a curated record